UGUAGAGUGUACGUGGUGGGAGAUUCCGCCAAAAAUGAAACAGAACCGUAGGACAAGAGCUUCAUGUAAUGGGAAUUUACAUGAAAAUCUUGUAGAUAUUACUAAUGAGGCGCAUAUAGUGGAAAGGGCUCGUGUGAAAAGGCGGAAAACCUGUACAGGUAGUGUUUCGCAAAACAGCUCGAGCAGUGUGAAUGAAACAUGGUCAGCUAUUAAUUCGAUGGGACAGGACAUUCUGGAAGAAAUGGGAGUCGGUGAACUUGCAGAAGACCCAAAUAGUGACUCCACCCAAGCCCCUAAGUCUAAUAAGAGAAGUACUGAUAAUGCAGUGAGUGGUGGACAAAGCACAGUACAAGAAAACAGUUCUGAAGUUCCUGUACAUAGCAAAAAAGUGUGCACCAUGGACGAAGUUAAAGCCGACGAUGAUGGCGCCAUUUCCAGUGACUUCUUUCUCUAUCGAAGAGCUCGGUCUUCUGCCAUUCAAGGUGAAGAUAUGUUCAACAAACUAUCAGAUGAGAUGGUCUUAAUGGUGUUCCGUUGGCUACCAAAAAAGACACUUGCACUCACAGCACGUGUCUGUAAGAGAUGGAAAAGGAUUUCCUUAGAUGAAGCAUUAUGGACUCGUAUAGAUCUUGGAUCCCGCGUUUUACAGCCUGGAAGUAUGGAGUAUAUCAUGAAAAGAGGUGUCUUGAUACUUCGUCUUUCACAGGCAGUUAUUCCUGACCCAGUUUUCCUAUCCAGCAGUCCGCUGACAGAAGAAUGCAGACUACAAUAUUUAGACCUUAGUAUGGCUAGUGUUUCUGAAAAAGGAAUGGCCCAGCUCCUGUCAGCAUGUCACUUUCUGCGCAAACUUAGUUUAGAGAACUGUGUUUUGAAUGCUGAUUGCUGUGCAGCCAUUGGUGAGAAUUCUGGUUUGGAAGUCCUCAACAUGUCUGGCUGUGAAGGUGUGAAUGAGAGGGGAAUUACUAGUAUAAUCACUGGUUGCUCCAGAUUAUCAUCACUGAAUCUGGCCUGGACUAAUCUCAGUAAAGGUGCACUAGAAAUGUUGUGUUCUAAAGUACCAAAAUCACUCCAAAGACUGAAUAUAAGUGGCUGCAAAAAAACAAUGGAGGAUAAAAAUGUUGAACAGUUAGUUAACAGGUGCCCAGAUCUUGUAGAAUUGGAUUUAAGUGAUUGUAUUAACCUGACUGAUGCUACAUUAACAGCUGUUUGUCAACUAAGUAAAAUAGAGUAUGUUGCUUGCAGUCGUUGUUAUGGUAUAACACCAGCUGGAUAUUACCAGUUAGCAUCAGUUACUUCACUGGCAUACCUGGAUAUAUUCAACCUCUUUCAAAAGCCAGCACUUGCAGCAAUACAGUUAAAACUACCAAAUGUUGAGAUAAACAAGUUCCUUUUCUCAAGUGUUGCCCGCCCUACGGUUGGUAUACGUCGCACUAGUAUAUGGGGCUUACGUGUACGUGACUAACAUGCUGCUUAUUCUUGUGAUUUUGGAUUGUAGUACUUUCAUAGAACAGUAGUUGUGAAAUAUGCUCAAGUAUUGAAUUGAAAGGUCUAUGAUCUCAGUUUCUGUGAAACAGCUUAAGAAUGUGUUCAUACAUAAUAGUUCAAAAGCAAAAGUAUUUCAUAAGGUGUCGUGAAAAUGAAGAAUUUGCAUUUUUAAGUGACAGUAUGUUUAUUUAUUGUUAUUUAGUUUAAGUUAAUAUUUGUUGUACUGCGGUUGAGGAUUGUACAUGUGCGUGGUUUGAAUUUAAGGUCCCUUCCUCCACAAGUGAUAAUAUCAGAUUAACUUGCCUUUAGUGCCAGAAGCUUGUACAAAGGUUUAUUCGUAUUUACUGUUUGUACAGACAUAACAAAGUUAAAGAGAUUGUGAUUUACAUGAAGCCUGUUUGUGCAGGGAUAUUCUUUAAUUUUGCACGUUGGUGACGAUUUUUAACCAAACAGAAUCCAAAUUCAAAUAUCUGUGAUAAAUUUAACAUUGUAUAUUUGCUGCAUACUAUCUGGAAAAAUUUUUUCCCCGAGAGUGACUUUAAUUCAAUAUUUUUGCAGCUU
Molecule: messenger RNA, 2046 nt
Organism: Schistocerca nitens (vagrant locust)
Lineage: Eukaryota; Metazoa; Arthropoda; Insecta; Orthoptera; Acrididae
Gene: Skp2
Product: S-phase kinase-associated protein 2
Exons: 9
Coding region: 35-1462 (475 amino acids)
Biological process (GO): SCF-dependent proteasomal ubiquitin-dependent protein catabolic process
Cellular component (GO): SCF ubiquitin ligase complex
Molecular function (GO): protein binding
Source: RefSeq, a predicted model, not a curated record